AUGGAAGAUUACUAUUUAUUUUUGACUAUACUAAAACAAAAACAUUUAUUAAAAAAAAUAUCAUGUAAUUUUUCAUGGCAACUUCUUAGUAAUUUAAGUAAGGCAUGUCCAAAAAUUUCAGAAGCUAUUAAUAAUGCCAAAAAAAAAGCAACUAUCCAUUUUCCAAAUGAAUUGUUUAUUGCUUGUACAUUAGAUACAGACCAUAAUGGAACAGAAAUUAAAAUGGAGCAUAAUUAUUCUUGUAAAUCAUUUGAUUUUCAAAAUAUAAGUCAAUCUUUUCUUGAUAUUUUUUUAAUAACUGAACCACCACAACCUUAUGCUAUUAAAAAAUUUGGAAUUAUGGUAAAUAAUAGUUUAAAUGAAAUUCCAUAUAUUAGAAAAUUAACAUUAUCUUUUUCAAUAAAUCAAGAAAUGUAUUAUAUUCAAGAACUUAUAAAUGAAAUUAAAAAUGACAAAAUAUCUGAAAUAAACAUUUUGAUUGAGAAAGAUUAUUCUCAUCAAAGAUGGCCUCCUACACCAGAUAUUACAAAUUAUAAAAUUUUUGAUGGCUUCAAAAAUCUCGAGAAAAUAAGUUUAUAUGUUGAAGAUUUAAUUGCAACCAAAAGAGACAAAAAAAUAGUUGAUAUUGCUAGUACUAUUAAAGGAAUUACUAUUGAUAUACUUUUCAGAUCAAUUCCAAAAAUUGAAAAAAAUUGUUUAAGAAAUUUUAAAAAUUUAAAAAUAUUUGUGUCUCGUGAUAAUGAGCCUAUUGAAUUACCAUGUAAUGUUGAAUCUUGUAUGAUUAGUGAUUUAAAAUAUUUUCUUACAAAUACAAUAAGUAUUAAAAGAAAAUAUAAAUAUGAUAGAUGCUUGGAAUAUUAUAAAAAACUGAGCUGUUUCAAAAAAGAAUAUGAUAUUGAUGGUUUGAUUGUUGGUACAAUUCUAUUUAAUAAUUUUGCUGAGUUAUAUAAUAUUCAAGUUUAUUUUGACGACAUAUAUAGAAUGCAUAAAUGGUUUGAUUAA
Molecule: messenger RNA, 1002 nt
Organism: Strongyloides ratti
Lineage: Eukaryota; Metazoa; Nematoda; Chromadorea; Rhabditida; Strongyloididae
Exons: 2
Coding region: 1-1002 (333 amino acids)
Source: RefSeq, a predicted model, not a curated record